UUGCUUGGACGUACAUUUCAAUCGGCGCGUCGUCUCUCGAAGAUCGUCUGACAUAGCUAUAUCUCGACUAUAUCUCGACAAUAUCUCGAGCUACUCAUAUAUCCAAGAGUUCCCUUAUCAAGGACUGCGAAACGGGCGUUUGGCAUUGCGCAUACGCAGCGUGUGACGUGCUUAGUAAAGCGAUCAAGGAAUCGAAAACAGGAGUUGACCGCAAUCCAUGCUCAGCGCGUGACCACUCAGUAGCCACAACGAACCGCAGAUCUUCCAGCGCAGAAGGAAACCAGAAUGGUGCAGGAUCAGGGAGAGAGCACAGUGCUGCCGGAGGCCCUGCUGAAGAUCGCCAAGCGGGAGCUGCGCGAGGAUCGAUGCACCCGGGAGCAGUGCCUGGAGCAGCUGCGCAAUUGGGUGGCCAAGAACGAGGAUCUGCGGAAUGUGCGAUGCGACGACACCUUCCUGCUGCGCUUCCUGCGCGCCAAGAAGUUCAGUGUGCCGAUGGCCGAGCAGACGCUACUCAAGUAUCUGAAUAUCAGGCGCACGUUCCCGCACAUGAGCACCCAGCUGGACUAUCUGGAGCCGCGACUCGGCGACCUCAUCGAUCAGGGAUACAUUUUUGCGGUGCCACAGCGUGAUAAGCACGGUCGCCGGGUGGUGGUCAUCAAUGCCAAGGGGCUGAAUCCGAAGAUACACACCAGCUGCGACCAGGCCAAGGCGCAUUUCCUCACCUACGAGUGCCUGAUGGAGGAUCAGGAGACGCAGAUCACCGGACUGACGCAUGUGGGCGACUUUUCCGGCGUGACCACGGCGCAUGUGACCAACUGGAAUCCCACGGAGUUCGCGCGCAUCUUCAAGUGGGGUGAGCAAUCGCUGCCCAUGCGUCACAAGGAGAUCCACCUUAUCAACGUGCCAUCCACGCUGAAGUGGCUCAUUGAUUUCGUGAAGAACCGCGUCAGUUCCAAGAUGAAGAACCGCCUGAUCAUCUACGGCAGCGAAAAGGAGCUGAUGAAGAGCGUGGAUCAGGGCUGCCUGCCGCUGGAAAUGGGUGGCAAAGUGCCCAUGCGUGAGAUGAUCGAGCUGUGGAAGCAGGAGCUGGCGACCAAGCGGGACCUCAUCCUCGGCCUGGACAAGAGCACUCUGCUCUCUGAUCGCGGCAUCCAGCGGAAAAGCAGCUUCAAUGCCGAAAAGGCCUCCACCGGCGGACCCAACUUCGUUUCACAAAUCGAGUCCAUCGAAGGCAGCUUUCGGAAACUGGAGUUCGACUAGCCUAUGCGGCUGG
Drosophila teissieri is the source of this 1273-nucleotide messenger RNA. It is a transcript of the gene Cralbp, whose product is annotated as alpha-tocopherol transfer protein-like. Gene Ontology annotation, molecular function: phosphatidylinositol bisphosphate binding. Lineage: Eukaryota; Metazoa; Arthropoda; Insecta; Diptera; Drosophilidae. The transcript has 2 exons. Gene Ontology annotation, cellular component: membrane. The record is from RefSeq and is a predicted model, not a curated record. The coding region runs from base 286 to 1260 and encodes 324 amino acids.